AGCGCUGAGGAUUCGCCUCUUUUACCGGCACAGCACCAUUCGCGGCGGUCAGUCGUAACUCGCUCUCGCGAUCGUAAACAACUCUCUUCUCUUGACACACGCGCGACUCAUGGAGCUGUCAUGAGAUCCCGCUGCUCCUGAUCUGGACCAGGAUAACGGAGACGGUCGGCUCCUCGCGAACAUAUCCGCUGAACUGAUCAUCGGAAAAGGAAAAACUUUGUGUGAUUUUUUGAUACUAGCUGAGAUGAUGAUUUCGAUUGGUAGCAGCAAGGGUUAAAAUACAGACUAUAGUUUAGAAGAGGAAUUGAUCUUCAAUUCGUCAUGAGCCACGAAUGACUUUGAUUUUCUGGCAAAGAUCGUAGCUGGUAUUGGGCAGGUUCGGUUUCACCGGAAUUAUAACGAUUCGAUAACAUCAAUUUAUUUUCUCUUGUGGACCAUAAAACUCAACAUUGCUCUAAUAUUUUAUAAAACUGUGCUUUUAUUUUGGAUGAGCAUACUUGGACACUGAACAGCGAAAACUUAUUUUAUAAAUAAAUUGAACAAUUAAGCCAAAUUCUGCCGAACUCACUGCAGUGAUUUGGUUCAACCAUCAAAAGUUCAUCUGACUUUAUCUACACGAAAUUUGUGAUUGCUCUCCAAUAAUAAAAUAAUUAAAUUUACCAAAAAAAAAGCAUGAGCUCUUAUCAGUUUGUGAAUUCGUUGACUUCCUGUUACGGUCAACGCAGUCAAGAUUCCACCAGUCAGGACUACUAUACUCCACAGGUACAAACGUAUGGGGGUGGAUGCUACAGCGGGCCUGGUUCCCCUGUUCAACAGUAUGGGCCAUACCCUCAACACAAUGUGCCCCACUUGCAGAACGGGGACCAUCACUUCAACAGCUGUUCUCAGAAUCGUCUGAACCACCCUAACCCAAGCCAGAGCCCCCGCACACCGACUCCCUCGGUGACCCCCGUUCCGAGUUGCAAAUAUGCUGAACCCAGUGCAGCUUCCCCACAGGAUCUGAGCACCAGUGGGUCUCACCCACCCCCGGCUGGUAGCCCCGAGUCUAGAACCUCCCCCCAGCCCCCGAGGCAACAUCCUUCACCUACGCAUUCACAAGGGGUGGCUCCGACUCAGCAGACGACCAGCCAGCAGGCCAGCCCUCAGCAAACUCAGGGGCCCCAAGAUUCCUCCUCGCCACAAGCUGCUCAACAGGGCCAGCAGAAGUCAGCUUACCCAAACACCCCACCUCAGAUCUAUCCCUGGAUGAGGAAAGUCCACGUCGGUCAAAACGGUGUGAAUGCCAUGGGAGAGACAAAGCGACAGAGGACGUCCUACACCCGAUACCAGACCCUGGAACUGGAGAAGGAAUUUCAUUUCAAUCGGUACCUGACGCGGAGGAGGAGGAUUGAGAUCGCCCACGCCCUCUGCCUCUCUGAACGACAGAUCAAGAUCUGGUUCCAGAACAGACGCAUGAAGUGGAAGAAAGAGCACAAGUUAGCCUCCACGAUGCCGCCGCAGAUUCCACAGGUGAUGACAGACCACCACCCUCACCAUCACCACCCGCAUCACCACCAUGCUCACCACCUGCACGUUGGUGAUUUUGGAAGAUUUCAGCGAAUGUAUUAAAAAGUCAGCCACAUUUCUGUGUGUUAAGAGGCCGAGAGAAGAUUGGAGGUAGGCGUUUCUGUUGCUUUAGUAGAGGCACGAGGAACGUACUACCACAUUUUGUGUUUCCUGUCUUUCAGUAGGUUGGUGAGGUCUGAUCACUUCACCAGACGUUAUUAGUUUCUUUCUUCAUAACACGAAGCCCUUUUUCCCCCCUUACUUAAAACGAAAGAGACAUGUUUUUUCUCAGGGCAUUCCUAAAGAACUCUUCAUGGACUUAUAUGAUGUGUGAAUUUGUAUUUUUAAUGUAUUUAUUUAUGGAAAACUAUAAGAGCUUUUGAGAGUUGCAUCCGAUUGCUAAGAAUAAUAAUCAUUCGAAAAUUUAAGGCAUGGGUAUUCAGGACUUUCUGAACGACAGAUGAGAGUCACAAAGUAGAAACGCUGUUUGUGCAGUUACAUACUAAAGCACGUAAUGUGCAUGGUAAAUUUCCCAAUACAAAUUCCAAGAAAAUAACCAAAAUACAUAAAAAAUUACUAUCUAAUUAAUAAAUUGAAUUGUCAGCUUAUGUUAUAAAAAUUAAUUUAUAACAAAUAUUAUGCUACAAAACAUAACAUUUUAUCAGCAGAUUGUGGGCACGAGGGAGUUAAGGAAAGUAUUUGACUAGAUGGUAUUGUUAAUGUCAACAAUUUUGUUCAAUGAAUUAAGUGAGUAAUAAUAAAGAUAUUAUUAUUACUCACAAUAUUUAUAUGUGAGUAAUUACUCACAUAACUCAUGUGUGAAUAAUAUGUA
Molecule: messenger RNA, 2377 nt
Organism: Argiope bruennichi
Lineage: Eukaryota; Metazoa; Arthropoda; Arachnida; Araneae; Araneidae
Product: homeobox protein Hox-A5-like
Exons: 4
Coding region: 673-1608 (311 amino acids)
Biological process (GO): anterior/posterior pattern specification; regulation of transcription by RNA polymerase II
Cellular component (GO): nucleus
Molecular function (GO): RNA polymerase II cis-regulatory region sequence-specific DNA binding; DNA-binding transcription factor activity, RNA polymerase II-specific
Source: RefSeq, a predicted model, not a curated record